UGUCCCCUGCAUUUUAAUUAUUAUUAGAUGUGCAUUGCAUGUGAAUGCAUUAUGUAUAUACAGUAGACUCGCGGUAACAAAAACACCGCCUUUUGUGAACACCGGCUAACAUGAACAUAAUUUUUUUUACAUUGACUACUCGGUAGCGGGAACACGAUGCAUACAUAUGUAUGUUAAUUAUGGGAAUUGUUUUUAUAAAACGGAGAAUACCCGUAAAUUAUUGCUUAUGAGUAUACUGGGAUGGAUCAAUGUGGAUUGGCAUCAGAAUUUGUGCGCGUUGCUGACUUUGCAUGAGCUAAUCUAAAGUUAUUCGUGAAAAAUGUCGCAAAAACGACCAAAAUACUUGUCUUUAAAGGAAAAAGUUGAUGUAAUAGAAAAAUUAAAAGGAGGAUCAAGCGUAACCAGGUUAGCAAACCAGUACAGUGUUGCAAAAUCAACAAUUUGCGCUAUCAACAAAAAAAAGAGAACAUUUUAAAAUGUGUUAACAGUACAUUUUCUGGGCCUGGAAAGCGGAAGACUAUGAAGUGUUCUGAACUUCCUAAAGUGGAAAUAGCACUUUACCCUUGGUUCCUUAAACAGCAACAAAAAAAUUAUCCUGUCAAUGAAUUGAUAGUUAAAGAAAAAGCUAAAUUUUGUCAUUCAAAAAUUAAAGAAACUCAAAGCGAUUUUAAUGCGAGUGAUGGAUGGUUGCAACGCUUUAAGAAGCGUUAUGGUGUGCGUUUUAUUAAAAUAAGUGGAGAAGAGUUAUCUUCUAGACCUGAACUUGUGGACCCUUUCAAAAACAAGCUGCAAGCCAAAAUUAAAGAGCUAGAUCUGUCGCACGAUCAAAUAUAUAAUGCAGACGAAUCGGGACUAUUUUGCAAGCUGCUACCUGACAGAACAUACGUAUCCUCACAAGAAAAAAAUUCUCCUGGAAGAAAAACGGAAAAACAGCGUGUCACUUUUCUGGCUUGUACAAACGCAACAGGGGUGCAUAAAGUUAAACUUCAUGUUAUUGGAAAGGCAAAAAAUCCUCGCUCUUUUAAAAAUGUUGAUUCUCCUGUUGACUGCAAUUGCUCCAAGUCGUCAAGGAUGACGGCUGCCAUUUUUAAACAUUGGUUUCACCAUUCGUUUGUACCACAGGUCAGGAAAUUUUUAAAAGAUCAAGGAUUGCCCAAUAAAGCGCUGCUGUUGAUAGACAAUGCUCCAUCUCAUCCUUCCGAAAAUUAAUUGAGAUCAGAUGAUGAGUUAAUAUAUGCAAUGUUUAUGUCACCUAAUGUCACUCCACUCAUACAGCCAAUGGAGCAAAAUGCCAUACGACUUACAAAACUUUUCUACAGAAACAGUCUUUUGGCAUCAAUUGUAGCCACAGGGACUGAUGUUAUUGAAGCUCUAAAGAAAUUGACGUUAAGAGACGCUAUUGGCUAUUUAGAAUUAGCUUGGCAACGUCUUGAAAACGAAACAAUAGCAAAAUGCUGGACGAACAUUUUAAGCUCUAUAGAAGAUGAAAAAUACUGUCAUGAGGAUAUUCCAUUAGCUACUUUGAGAGAAAGGAUUUGUUUGCCAAUUAACUGCCACCAAGAACGCGCAAUAGAACUGCUUCAUUGAAUUAAACCAGAGGUUAGUUUUUCAAUUGCUGAUAUCAAUGAAUGGACUGAAGAUUUUCCUAACUCAACCGAAACGAACGAGCUUUUAACUAGUGAUGAAAAUGAAAGCGAGGAUAGUAAUCUGGAAAGACCACAUACAAGAAUAGAGCCUAGUGAAGCAAUCAACAUUUUUAAUAAAGCUUUGGAAUGGGCGGAAGAUGAAAUAUAAGUCCAACAGAUAUCAGCGUACUUAAACGUCUCCGCGAAAAAGCCGUGUUCAGCAAUUUGCAAAAAAAGAAAAUCCAAAAAAAAUAACCCAUUUUUUCCAAUAAUUUCAAUAGGUAUUUUUUUUUCUUAACAAAGCCUAAACAUAUAAAUUACAUGUUUUUACAAUCUGAAAUAAAAUAAAAAUAAAUGAAUUUGAGUUAAAACACAUGUUUAACUUAUUUGAAAGAUUUUAAAAAUUAUACCUUCGAAAACGUGAACAACCUCGCAAACGUAAACACGCUCGGUUUUUAAUAGUUCACGUUACCGCGAGUUUUUAUAAUUGAAUCAUGCCCGUAUUUCUUAAUAUAUGGUAAAUAUGUGUUCAAAAAUAUUGUUAUUAUUAUGUUAAGUAAAAUAUCUAAUGGAAAAUUUGCUAUUUUUUCCAUUGAUAUUUGUAUAAAUAAUUAAGGUUAUUUGGAGGUUAUUCUUGCUCAAACCUCACAUGAAAAAAGCAAAAAAAAAGUCACUUCGUGAGGUGAAAAGCAUUUUUCUGUCUAACAGCUGUUUUAUAAAAAUAAACAAAGCAAAAUAAAGAAACAGACAGCCAAGAAAAGUGAGUAAUUUUUCAAAUAUAUUAAAUUUGGAGCAUAUAUAACACCGGUCAACACGAUUUUCGGGUCUGACAUCUACAUGUUAAAUUUUAGUUUCUCCUAUGACAAAAAUAAGGGAAAAAUUUUUUGCGGUUAAAGUUUGCUUUCGUAGAAAUUAGAGCAAUUUUUCGAUUUUUUUCUUACCUUCUAAAGUAUUUUUACAAUUAACGCAGGCGAAGUGAGGUACCCAAUUUUCAUUUUGAUUACUGACUUUUAGGUUAAAAUAGGCUUCAUAGGCUUCGUUUAGUUUUAGUUUCAAAUUUGUUGGUAAAGCAAAUUUUUUACUUCUAUCUUUAAUAAACUCACCGCAAAUAAAACAGAAUAAAUCAACAUCAUUUUUACACUGACUUGAUGCCAUUUUUUAACUGAGUAAUACACUAAUAUUGUUAAAUUCAGCCUCCACGACGAAACAUCCCCAAAUGGGUUGAGGCUGAUCGACUUCGCCGGAGCCCGAAAUAUGGUUAUCUGUAGUACUAGAUUCCAGCAUAAGAAGAUACAUCAAGCUACCUGGCUGUCUCCGGUUCGAAAAACCACCAACCAGAUCGAUCAUGUUGUGAUAGACGGAAGACACGUCUCCAGUGUUUUAGAUGUGCGUGCGCUCCGAGGUCCUAACAUCGACUCGGACCACUAUAUUGUUGCAGCCAAAAUUCGCACCCGCCUCUGUGCGGCAAAAAACGCACGCCAACAAACACAAGGAAGGUUCGACGUCGAGAAGCUGCAAUCACAACAGACAGCCGAACGUUUUUCUACUCGGCUUGCACUCCUGCUCUCUGAGAGCACUCGUCAACAAUUCGGUAUAAGGGAACUGUGGGACGGCAUUUCAAACUCCUUACGUACAGCUGCAACCGAAACCAUUGGUUUUCGGAAAGUGCAAAAGAACAGCUGGUACGACGAGGAGUGCCGUGUCGCAGCGGAGAGAAAACAGGCUGCCUACCUCGCAACGUUACGAUCGACCACAACACGUGCGGGAUGGGAUAGAUACCAAGAGUUGAAGAGGGAAGCGAGACGCAUUUGCAGACAGAAGAAGAAAGAGGCCGAAAUGCGUGAGUACGAACAGCUCAAUAAGCUGGCCGACAGGGGUAAUGCUCGAAAAUUCUACGAAAAGAUGCGGCGGCUUACAGAAGGUUUCAAGACCGGAGCAUACUCUUGUAGAACCCCCAAAGGUGAUCUAGUUACCGAUGCCCAGAGCAUACUUAAAUUAUGGAGGGAACACUUCUCCAGCCUGCUGAAUGGCAGUGAAAGCACAACACCGGGAGAAGGCAAACCCGAUUCCCAAAUCGAUGACGAUGGAGCAGACGUUCCAUUACCCGACCAUGAAGAAGUUCGAAUAGCAAUCACCCGCCUGAAGAACAACAAAGCGGCAGGGGCCGAUGGAUUGCCGGCCGAGCUAUUCAAACACGGCGGCGAAGAACUGAUAAUGAUAUGGUCGGACGAAAGCAUGCCCAACGACUGGAAUUUAAGUGUGCUAUGCCCAAUCCAUAAAAAAGGUGACCCCACAAUCUGCGCCAACUACCGUGGGAUUAGCCUCCUCAACAUCGCAUAUAAGGUUCUAUCGAGCGUAUUGUGUGAAAGAUUAAAGCCCACCGUCAACGAACUGAUUGGACCUUACUUAUCAGUGUGGCUUUAG
Molecule: messenger RNA, 4049 nt
Organism: Bactrocera dorsalis (oriental fruit fly)
Lineage: Eukaryota; Metazoa; Arthropoda; Insecta; Diptera; Tephritidae
Exons: 4
Coding region: 2880-4049 (389 amino acids)
Source: RefSeq, a predicted model, not a curated record